AAAUCACGCUAAUAUUUUGUAUAUUUUCUCCAGAAAAUAUGGCAGAAAUGAAUGGAAUCGUAUUCAGCUGGUAAACAAGGCAAAUCGAAAGUGAAAGCAUUUAUGUACACGGGUAGGUAUCUGAGAAAGGUGCACGACAGAUGCUGUUCGCUAUCAGCACUGCUUCUAUAAUGAGACACCUCAGCAUAUCCAGUAUCCAGCUGUGUGUCUAUGAAGAGUAUAAGAUCAGUAGUUGUGUACUCUGAUCACAGGAAUAAUAUAUUGAGCCCAGUAUGCAGAUUUAGUCCAGAUGUGGAGUUUGUGAGCAGGUUUUGACAGAUCAGACCAGUGCACCUGAAGACCUUAACUGUCCUCAAUGUAGAACGAAAUCCAGAACACACAAAGUCAUGGAAGAAUCCAGUUCUGCUGAUUUUGCUCAAUGCUGCACAGAACCAAACCUGCUGAAUGAGACUGAAGACCUUUAUCAGGAUUCUCAUCAACCAGUAGAUGAUGUUCUGCAGAGAGUCAAAGACCAACACAAAACCAUCAUGAAGAACAAGUUUGAGAGUUUAUUUGAGGGAAUCAAACUCCAAGAGAAUCAAACCCUCCUGAAGAGGAUUUACACACAACUGUAUGUCAUAGAGGAAGAGAGUGAAGGAGUGAAUGAAGAACAUGAGGUUUUACACAUGGAGAAAAACACCAGAACACAACACUUACAAGACACAACAAUCUACUACAAUGACAUCUUUAAACGCUUACCUGAACCAGAAUAUAAAACAGAGAAAAGAAGAGAGAGGAAAGACAAAAUCAAGAGCGUUCUUACUAAAGGCAUCGCUGGAAUUGGAAAAACCGUCUCCGUACAGAAGUUCAUUCUGGAUUGGGCAGAGGGAACAGCCAAUCAGGAUGUAGAUUUCAUGCUUGUGUUUCCGUUUCGAGAGCUGAACUUGAUUCAAGAUGAUCAGUACAGUCUUCACAAACUUCUGCUUGACUUUCAUCCUGAACUUCAAGAUCUGGACUCAAAGAUUUAUGAUGAGUGUAAAGUUGUGUUCAUCUUUGAUGGUCUGGAUGAAAACAGAAUGACACUGAUGUUUUCUGACGCUGAGAAAAUUUCUGACGUGAGUGAGACUUCAUCAGUGCCUGUGUUGAUAUCAAACCUCAUGAAAGGAGAUCUGCUUCGUUCUGCUCUCAUCUGGAUCACCUCCAGACCAGCAGCAGCCAAUCAGAUCCCAUCUAAAUACAUCAACCGUCUGACAGAAAUACAGGGAUUCAAUGACGAUCAGAAGGAGGAAUAUUUCAUGAAGAGAAUCAGUGAUGAACAUCAAGCCAGCAGAAUCAUCUCACACGUCAGAAGAUCAAGAAGUCUCCACAUCAUGUGUCACAUACCAGUCUUCUGUUGGAUCUCAUCCACUGUGCUUCAAAACAUCCUGAAACAAGACAAUGAGAGAGCAGAAAUCCCUAAAACUCUGACUGAAAUGUACAUCCACUUCCUGCUGAUUCAGAUGAAUAUGAAGAAUGAGAAGUAUGAUGAGAGAGAUCCAGAGAAACUCCUGCAGUCCAACAGAGAAGUGAUUGUCAAACUGUCUGAACUGGCUUUCAAACAGCUGAUGAAGGGUAAUGUGAUGUUUUAUGAGGAGGAGCUGAGAGAGUCUGGCAUAGACAUCACUGACGCCUCAGUGCAUUCUGGGAUUUGUACUGAGAUCUUUAAGGAGGAAUCUGUGAUGCAUCAGAGGAAAAUCUACUGCUUCAUACAUCUCAGCUGUCAGGAGUUUCUGGCUGCAUUUUAUGUGUUUUACUAUUACAACAGCCUAAAAUCAGACACGUUUUUUGAUAUAAUUUACACUUUACUUAAAGGCACAGUAGAUAAAGCUCUUCAGAGUGAAACUGGACAACUGGAUCUUUUCCUGCGAUUCCUGCUGGGCAUCUCACUGGAGUCCAAUCAGAGACUCUUACAGGAUCUACUGACACACACGGUGGACACCUCAGAAACCAUCAAGAAGAUCAUAACACACAUUAAAACCAAAAUCAAAGCCAUGAAUAUUUCAGAGCAUAUCUCCACUGAAAGAUCCAUCAAUCUGUUUCUGUGUCUUCUUGAAGUGAACGAUCAGACUCUGUACAGAGAGAUUGAGGAGUUUGUGAGAUCAGACAAACACUCAGAGAAGAAACUCUCUGCUGCUCACUGUUCAGCAAUAGCCUACAUGCUUCAGAUGUCAGAGGAGGUGCUGGAUGAGCUGAAUCUGAAGAAAUACAACACAACAGAGGAGGGAAGAAGACGACUCAUACCAGCUGUCAGCAACUGCACAAGAGCUAUGCUUGCUGACAGUAAACUUACUUAUCAGUGCUAUGAAGCUGUGGCUUCAGCUCUUCAAUCCUUAAACUCACCUGUGAGAGAUCUGGAUGUGAGUAACAAUGACCUGCAGGAUUCAGGAGUGAAGCUCAUCUCUGAUGCUCUCAAGAGUCCAGACUGUAAACUACACACACUGAGAUUAUCAGGUUGUAUGGUGACAGAUGAAGGUUGUUGUUAUUUGGCUUCAGCUCUGAGUUCAAACCCAUCAUCACACCUGAGAGAGCUGGAUCUGAGCUACAAUCACCCACAACACUCAGGACGCCAGAUGCUCUCAAAGAGACUCAAUGAUACAAACUGCACACUCAAGAAACUCAUUUUGGACCAUGGAGGAGAGACCAGGAUUAGAAAAGGACUACGAAAAUAUGCUUGUGAUCUCACACUGGAUUCAAACACAGCACAUACUGGUCUCAUACUGUCUGAGGACAACAAGAAGGCCAUUCGUGUGGAAGAACCUCAGCCGUAUCCUGAUCAUCCAGACAGAUUUGAGUGUUUUGAGCAGGUACUGUGUAAAGAGAGUCUGGCUGGACGCUGCUACUGGGAGGCUGAAUGGGGUGGACGGGGAGCUGGAAUUUCAGUAGUUUAUAAAGGAAUCUGCAGGAAAGGCCUGAGUGAGGACUGCUGGUUUGGAUACAAUGAGAAGUCUUGGAAUCUCUACUGUUCUAGCAGAAGUUACUCUGCUUGUCACAAUCUAAAGCAAACAGAUAUACCUUCAACAUCACCACCGUCUAAUAGAGUAGGAGUUUAUCUGGACUGGCCAGCGGGCACUCUGUCCUUCUACAGCGUCUCUGAUACACAAACACUCACACACUUACACACAUUCAACACAACAUUCACACAACCUCUAUAUGCUGGAUUUGUGCUUUAUCCAGACUCACCUGUGAUGUUGCGGUAGAACAGCAUGAUCACCCUACAAAGCUCAAAGUUUGAUGAAAACAAAGAAACGUAUAUGAGUAUACCAGUGGUUCUACAAUUGGAAGUAUAUUUGGCAUCUUCAGGGUAAACCUUAAUUUAAAAAAAGUUAAGAAUUAUGUUUGAGCAACACAAAUUAUAUUAAUGUGUAUUGUAGGGGAAAUUUGGACUGAUUGACACCAUUUGUUGACUGUCUUUGCCUCAUGGUUUGUACACUUAACUGAAAUUAUCAAAGUCUUUUUAUUUAUUUUUUAUUCUAAAGUUAUAAAGAAAAUAGAUAUUGUAAGCAAUUUUAGGAUAUGUUGUAUGAUGUCUGUCCCUAUACUGUGUUCAACUCUGUUGCCUUUGUUAUAAAACCGCAUAAAAAGUAUUUGUAUUAAAGGCGGAGUGCACAAUGUUUGAAAGCCAAUGUUGAUAUUUGAAAUCACCUAAACAAACACACACCCUACCCCAAUAGAAUGUGGACCUUCUUUUAAAAGACCCGCCCCACACAUACGCUAAAAGUGUGUUUUGGUAGUUGGCCCGUCUCCUUUUCCAAAGAGUUUUUUAAACAUUGUGCACUCCGCCUUUAAAAGGAACCUGUAUGACCUGCACCCUGUGAUAUCAGUGAAUUCAAAAUUAUUAUAAAUGUUACAGGUUUAAAAUCAAACUUAAAUUUAAUUAACUUUUUUAAUUUAAGUUCAUGGGAAAAAACUCCCAUUCCUAUUUUUUGCUGUUUGUAUCCUUUUCAACUAAAAAUGUAUCCACACUUCUGUAAUGAGCAAUAUUUACACAUCUCAUUUGUACAUUAAUAUAUUUUUAGAAAGUUUACAUUUCUAAUGACAAUUUUUACAACGGCAAGAUUCUUUGAUGGUUAAAUUGUUUGAUUGAAAAGUAGUAGGCAUGUACAGUACAAGAAUUUAAAACAAUGUGUGUUUUAAGUAACUACCGCGACUGUUUACAAUUACUGUUAUCAAUUAUACUUGCUUUUUAGUGUAGGAAACGCAUCUGAGUCAUGCAAUGAUUCCUACAACAUGCAACGCAUAAGAAAAUAACAAGUAGUGUUAUUUUAACAAAGCUAUGCAGAUUGUAUCAGGGACUGUUUUCUUGUAAACUUUAUUAAUAAUUUAUUUUCUGUACAUCCAAGUACACAACUAAGUGCCUAGACUGGUAGCUAAUUACAAAAGUUGUGGUAAUCCUAGUAUUUUUCUUUUUCAAUGAUAUUGGAUACAGAUUAUUUAAUAGAAAUUUUUAUUUUUCUUAAGAUUUUUCAUACUGUACAUCACACACCUAAAAUGACUGAAAUACAAUCUGUAUUUGUAGUCGUAAUUGCGAUAUUUUGGACAAUGGUGACAUAAGAACAGUGCAAGAAAUUUAAAAAUACAUAAUAAAAACACAUUUUGAUGAGGAUUUAUUUAGUGAUCUCAUAUUAAUAAUUUUUAUAAACAAUUGGACCACACUUUUAUUAAUGAUAUUGUUUAAUAAAAAUAAGAGAAAAGCAUGUGAUGUUUAUAUUAGUGAGAAUGCGAACUGCUUACAGACACUGGAGAACAUGUGUUGUGGUUUCCCUUCUUCUUGAAUAAAACAUUUAAAAUCAAAACCUAAGACUAAAGACUAU
Paramisgurnus dabryanus is the source of this 4829-nucleotide messenger RNA. NCBI's taxonomy places the organism in Eukaryota, Metazoa, Chordata, Actinopteri, Cypriniformes, Cobitidae. The record is from RefSeq and is a predicted model, not a curated record.